Erinaceus europaeus (western European hedgehog) is the source of this 3762-nucleotide messenger RNA. RefSeq names its product N-ethylmaleimide sensitive factor, vesicle fusing ATPase (gene NSF). Gene Ontology annotation, cellular component: Golgi stack. NCBI's taxonomy places the organism in Eukaryota, Metazoa, Chordata, Mammalia, Eulipotyphla, Erinaceidae. Bases 120 to 2366 code for a protein of 748 amino acids. The transcript is spliced from 21 exons. Gene Ontology annotation, molecular function: ATP binding; ATP hydrolysis activity. Gene Ontology annotation, biological process: intra-Golgi vesicle-mediated transport; Golgi to plasma membrane protein transport; SNARE complex disassembly. The record is from RefSeq and is a predicted model, not a curated record.
GCAGGGCCUAACGGGGGCUGCGCGCCUGCGCGAGGGCGGCUUGCGGACGCGCGCGCGCGGUGGGGACUGCCUCUGCAGAGCGGAGAGCUGCGGCCGCCGAGCCGGACGUGUCAAAGAAGAUGGCGGGCCGGGUUAUGCAUGCCACAAGAUGUCCUACAGAUGAAUUAUCUUUAACUAACUGUGCAGUUGUGAAUGAAAAGGAUUUCCAGUCUGGACAGCAUGUGGUUGUGAGAACAUCUCCCAAUCACAGGUAUAUAUUUACUCUGAGGACCCAUGCAUCAGUGGUUCAAGGGAGCAUUGCAUUCAGCUUACCUCAGCGAAAAUGGGCUGGUCUUUCUAUUGGACAGGAAAUAGACGUGUCUUCAUAUACAUUUGACAAGGCCAAACAGUGUAUUGGUACAAUGACUAUUGAGAUUGAUUUUCUUCAGAAGAAAAGCAUUGACUCUAACCCUUAUGAUACUGAUAAGAUGGCAGCAGAAUUUAUCCAGCAGUUCAACAACCAAGCAUUCUCAGUGGGACAACAGCUUGUUUUUAACUUCAAUGAAAAGCUUUUUGGCUUAUUGGUAAAGGAUAUUGAAGCCAUGGAUCCUAGCAUUCUGAAGGGAGAGCCUGCAUCAGGUAAAAAGCAGAAGAUCGAAGUAGGACUGGUUGUGGGGAACAGUCAAGUUGCAUUUGAGAAAGCAGAAAAUUCAUCACUCAACCUUAUUGGCAAAGCUAAAACCAAGGAAAAUCGCCAGUCUAUCAUCAAUCCCGAUUGGAACUUUGAAAAAAUGGGAAUAGGAGGUCUGGACAAGGAAUUUUCAGAUAUUUUUCGACGAGCAUUUGCUUCUCGAGUAUUUCCCCCAGAGAUUGUGGAGCAGAUGGGUUGCAAGCAUGUUAAAGGCAUCCUGCUAUAUGGACCCCCAGGUUGUGGCAAAACUCUCUUGGCUCGACAGAUUGGAAAGAUGUUAAAUGCAAGAGAACCCAAAGUGGUCAAUGGGCCAGAAAUCCUUAACAAAUAUGUGGGAGAGUCAGAGGCUAACAUUCGUAAACUCUUUGCCGAUGCUGAAGAAGAACAAAGAAGGCUUGGUGCUAAUAGUGGUUUACACAUCAUCAUCUUUGAUGAAAUUGAUGCCAUCUGCAAGCAGAGAGGGAGCAUGGCUGGGAGCACGGGUGUUCACGACACUGUUGUCAACCAGUUGCUGUCCAAAAUUGAUGGCGUAGAGCAACUGAACAACAUCUUAGUCAUUGGCAUGACCAACAGACCAGAUCUGAUAGACGAGGCUCUCCUUCGACCUGGAAGACUGGAAGUUAAAAUGGAAAUAGGUUUACCAGAUGAGAAGGGGCGGCUUCAGAUCCUUCACAUUCACACAGCAAGGAUGAGAGGUCAUCAACUACUCUCUGAUGAUGUAGACAUUAAAGAACUGGCUGUAGAGACCAAGAACUUCAGUGGUGCUGAACUGGAGGGGCUGGUGCGAGCAGCUCAGUCCACUGCUAUGAAUAGACACAUAAAGGCCAGUACUAAAGUAGAAGUGGACAUGGAGAAAGCAGAGAGCCUGCAGGUGACCCGAGGAGACUUCCUUGCUUCUUUGGAGAAUGAUAUCAAGCCCGCAUUUGGUACAAACCAAGAAGAUUAUGCAAGUUACAUUAUGAAUGGUAUCAUCCAAUGGGGUGAUCCAGUUACUCGAGUUUUAGAAGAUGGAGAGUUGCUGGUUCAGCAGACUAAAAACAGUGACCGUACACCAUUGGUCAGCGUCCUCUUAGAAGGUCCUCCUCAUAGUGGGAAGACUGCUUUAGCUGCAAAGAUUGCAGAAGAAUCCAACUUCCCUUUCAUCAAGAUUUGUUCUCCCGAUAAGAUGAUUGGCUUUUCUGAGACUGCCAAGUGUCAGGCCAUGAAGAAGAUCUUUGAUGAUGCUUACAAAUCCCAGCUCAGUUGUGUGGUUGUGGAUGACAUUGAAAGACUGCUUGACUAUGUUCCCAUUGGACCUCGAUUUUCUAACCUGGUGUUACAGGCUCUUCUUGUGUUGCUGAAAAAAGCACCUCCUCAGGGUCGCAAGCUUCUCAUCAUUGGGACCACUAGCCGUAAAGAUGUCCUUCAGGAGAUGGAAAUGCUCGAUGCUUUCAGUACCACUAUCCACGUGCCCAACAUUGCCACAGGAGAGCAGUUGCUGGAGGCUUUGGAGCUUUUGGGCAACUUCAAGGAUAAGGAACGGGCCACAAUCGCCCAGCAAGUCAAAGGGAAAAAGGUCUGGAUAGGAAUCAAGAAGCUACUUAUGUUGAUUGAGAUGUCCCUCCAGAUGGAUGCUGAGUACCGUGUGAGAAAAUUCUUGGCCCUCUUACGAGAAGAAGGAGCUAGCCCCCUUGACAUUAAAACUGAGCUAUUUUAAAAUACAUAAUGACCAAGAGAAGUGACCGAACUGAAGAUGGCCUGGGAUCUUCACUCAACUUAUUCAAGAUACUGGACUUAGUGAAUGUUCCUGACCUUCAACAUGUGCUCACUCUGCAUGACUAGUGCAAUAAACUGCCCUCCUUAUGAUUAUUGAAGUGUUUUGUGGAAGUCCAAGUUUACUUUAGAAUGCUGUGCUUACCUUUCUGUGCAAGCUGAUUCUUUCUUCCUCUGCUUUUCAUUGUGGGAGAUAUACUGUACUUGUGAGCACUACAACUUUUAAGCUCCAUUACUACCACCUCUCACCCCAAAUGCUUGAUAAAUAUAUGAUAUGGAAAUAGGCCAUUAGAAGGGACAGUGUAAAUUAGUAAUAAUGAAUAGAAGUAAGGGUUGAAAGGGAUUAUUUUACAAUUGGAUAUUUGGUUAAAAGUGUCUCUCAGAAAACUGGUUACCAUGUUGGCUGUGAUAUCCCCUUAAUAUAAUUAGCUUACUCUGUGGUAAGAGGUAUACUCAUCACUGCCAUUUGGAAGAUGUUGUUAGAAACUUGUGAGAGAGAUGUGUGUAGGAAAUUACAUAUCCCUAACUAGAAAGGAGUUAUUAAAAUAAAGUCAUGGACAGACUUCUGAGAGUUAAUCAGUGUCCAAUCAAAAUGGAUCAAUUUCAUAGUUUAAUUUGCUAGUACUGCCACAUUUUCUUUUCUGUAACUUAAUGACUUAGAAUCUGUUCUUUCUUUGUUUCAGAUUACCUGCACUUUCUAGCAUUUAAGUAAAACACCGUUCUCUGGGGUGGUCGUGGGGAAUCAGCUAUGAGUCUGCUCCCCUCAACCCCUUAAUGUCCAUUCCAAUACAUGGAAUAUAUUUCCUUUACCUCCUACUUCUUCCAAAGGGAAGGAGAAUUGGGUAGUUUGUCUUAUGUCUGAAAGAAUAUGAUUAGGUAAUGAGACUUUAGGGAGCAUGCCAUUGUUCCCCCAGUUCUACUUGAAAUUUGAAGAGAUCAGAAAUCUUCUGAAGGUUGCUGGCCGCUGUCUGUGAGGCUUACUGUCCUUAGGUGUGGCUCUGUCCUUUUUCCCUGUGGUACAAACAGUUUAUCUAUAUAUCUUGGUAUCUAUUUUUGCUCAAUUUGUAUGUCAUAUCUGCUUUGGAGUUUUCACUCCUAGCUUAUUUUGUGGCUUUUUAAAAACUGGAUUGAUUGUACUGUAUAUUCUGUGAUUUGGUAGCUAGUAUUUGUUUUAAUUCUUGCCUCUUUUCUCUUCCCUGGAAGCAACACACAUUGUAUUAACUUUUAUCUCUUGUUGAGUGAGGUUAAUGUCUUUGUUCAAACUAUAUUGAAAAAAAUAAAUAUUAUAUUGUUUAAUGCAAAUGAAGGAAUGCAAUAAAGAGUAUACAUACUGGAAAACA